Lineus longissimus is the source of this 4203-nucleotide messenger RNA. RefSeq names its product metabotropic glutamate receptor 2-like. Gene Ontology annotation, biological process: G protein-coupled receptor signaling pathway. The record is from RefSeq and is a predicted model, not a curated record. The transcript is spliced from 9 exons. Lineage: Eukaryota; Metazoa; Nemertea; Pilidiophora; Heteronemertea; Lineidae. Gene Ontology annotation, molecular function: adenylate cyclase inhibiting G protein-coupled glutamate receptor activity. The coding region runs from base 510 to 3374 and encodes 954 amino acids. Gene Ontology annotation, cellular component: plasma membrane.
UCGAACCGACAACCGUAAUCAUGAAAUGAGCGCAACACGAGAUCUCAAAUGGAUUACACAAAUCGCACGAAUAUAACCGAAUGACAACUUGAUAUCUCAUUGUUGCGAACCAAACGGGCGUGAUGACCUAAUUUGGAUGCGGUUGAUUUUGUUACUUUGUAUUUCGAUGUUUCGACUUUUAUUCGCAUUUUAUUUAUGUAUUGAAAGGGAAGUAGGAUAGCCUUAGAAAGACCACUGGAUGUAUAUACUGUUUGUAGGAUGUGCGUACGCAAAAUGAUCUCGUGGCAUGGGGCCUAGCAUAUUUAUAGAAACGUAUUGAUCGAAAUCUCGAAGAUAUCGGGGAUUAACUUUGGAAUAUCGAGCGGGCGUUAUCAUGAACAGGGUGUUCGGUUAUUUUCACGGACACUUACUGAUUUGUCAUCGUAAAAUGUGCAGUGUGAAUAUCGUCAACAGUGAUAGCGUCAGAUGUACAGCAGAUUGCGUUCUCGACAAGUUGGCUUUAUAGAAAUAUGGCUUUGGAAUAUGCAUUCACAUGGAUAGCCUUAUUAAGUUGCGUUUUGUGUCAAAAAUUGGGGAAUUACACUGGAGACAUCCUCUUAGGGGCAUUGUUUCCCAUUCACACGCGGAAUGAUCUGACGGGCUCCUGCGGAGUGAUACAAGGCCAGGACGGUAUUCGGUCAAUGGAGGCCAUGUUUUAUACGUUGGACGAAAUAAACAACAAGCCGGGUUUUCUCCCGUUCAAACUGGGCGCCAUUACGGUUGAUUCGUGCGACGACCCUGCCCAGGCUCUCGGUCAGAGUGUCAACAUGGUGAAAUACCUCGUUUCAAGGUCAACCGAAGGCAAACCAUCCUAUCAGUGCGCCGACGGGUCGAACCCGGAACGCUCGGCUACAAGCGCGGAGUUGACCAAAAUUGUUGGCAUCGUAGGCGGUGCCUCGAGCGAAGUGUCCAUCCAGGUUGCCAGCUUCCUUCGCCUUUUUCAAAUUCCUCAGGUUAGCUAUCUCUCAACCAGCCCCGACCUCAGCAACUCGGAGAAAUUCGGUUACUUUCUACGAACAGUUCCUUCUGAUGUUAACCAGGCAUUGGCCAUCAUUCGAAUACUCAAGCAUUUCGGCUGGGAGUACGUCUCCAUUGUUUAUGAUGACACCAACUACGGUCUCAAGGGGUCGGGUGCCCUGGAGACCUUCGCUGAUGCAUUUGGGAUAUGUAUCGCCACCAGGGUUAAGGUUGACUCCAGCCUCAGGGGCGACUCGGAUGAGGCCAUGGCACACUAUAUCGGCGUCAUGAGACAGUUGAUGCAGAAAAAUCAUGCAAGAGUUGUGAUUGUCUACUCAGAUUACCCACAAGCAAAAAUGCUGUUCCGAGCCGCCAAGCAGCUGAAUGUCGUUGGAAUGUUUACAUGGAUUGGGAGUGAUGGAUGGAGCGGGCGGCUGGCGGCCGUCUCCGGCGUGGAGGACGUGGUUGAUGGUGCUAUAACGGUACAGCCGCGUGCUGUGGAGAUUCCCGGCUUUGACAGGCAUUUUCAAAGCCUCGACCCGUUUACCCACAUCGAGAACCCCUGGUUCCAGGAGUACUGGCAGGCGGCGUACAACUGUUCCUUCACCAACCCGCUGGAGCUUUGUACCGGGAUUGAGAACACGAACGGCACUGACGAUUACUCGCAUAAGAACCACUCCCAGCUCCAGUACGUACGAGAUGCGGUUUACGCGUUUGCCUACGCCUUGAGGGCUAUCCACCGGGACGUCUGCGGUCCGAUGAGCAACACCCUCUGUCCCGCAAUGGCCCCGGAGAAAAUCAAGGGAGACACUCUCCUCCACUAUCUCAAGAUGAUAAACUUUACAGAUACGGCUGGUAACGAGUUCGUUUUCGUGAACGGCAUCGAUGGUCCACCGUACUACAGGAUCCUGUCGUUCGGUAAAAACAAAGUUGGUGAGUUUGAGUGGCGGGACAUCGGGAAAUUCAACGGAAACAUUACGUCACAAGCAGGGUUCGAUAUCACGGAGCAAUUGGAACUAUUUCCGGAGUUCCUCCAUCUGUCACAAACAUUCCCGCCGUCCGUCUGCUCGGAGCCUUGCUCACAAGACCAAGCGGUCAAGGUCAUCGAGUCGGACCAUUGUUGUUGGGUGUGCGUCAAUUGUACGGAUUACCAAUACAAGCCAACGGAGGACACGUGUGUUGAUUGCACGGAAGGAUUUCUGCCGAAUUACAACCGGAGUCAGUGCGAGUCUAUACCGGAGGAAAUGAUGCCUGUGAUUAAUCCACUUACUAUAGUUGCGGUCGUGUUGUCUCUGUUGGGAAUUGUGGCAACAAUCGUCAUGGUGUUUAUCUUCAUAAAAUACAAUAACACACCCGUUGUAAAAGCAUCGGGGAGAGAGUCCAGCCAUGUGUUAUUGGCGGGAAUCUUCCUCUCCUAUAGUGUUACCUUCGUCUUCCUGGCAACGCCCAAUGUUGUCGUGUGUGUUUUGACACGUGUUUUAUUAGGCGCAGCGUACACGAUAUGCUACGCCGCCAUCUUGACCAAAUGCAACCGCAUUGCGCGGAUCUUCAAUCCGGCUCUUAAAACUGCUAAAAAAGCUCGAUUCAUCAGCCCACGAUCUCAGUUACUCAUCAUAACAAUGCUAUGCAUCAUCGAAGUGAUCAUAUUGACUGUUUGGAUGGUGGUUGACCAUCCAGGGACAGCAUAUAUCUAUCCAACGCGCUACCAAAAGGUCCUUGUUUGCCAAGGGGCGCAGGGUUUCUCGUUUCUCAUAGCAUUGGUCUAUCCGUUUGUUCUGCUGAUUAUCUCUACCGUCUACGCCAUUAUGACGCGAAAAACGCCGGAUGGUUUCAACGAGACACGAACUUUGGCCUUCACAAACUACACAAAUUGUAUCAUAUGGUUAGCUUUUAUUCCUAUAUUUUUCACAUCAAAUAGUAACAUUAUACGCAUGGUGACUUUAUCCAUUGCGACCACAAUAAGUGGGACGGUGGCCAUUACUUGUCUGUUUAUACCCAAGAUUCACGUAGUGCUGUUCCGACCAGAGAAGAAUACAAAAGAAGCUGUGAUGAAUAGGACCAGGAGCAAGAGUACCAUGGAUGGAGACCUGGGGUCAAAGGUAUUGGGAGAUCGAUCCCGGUCGAGUUCGGUGGGUCUCCAGAACAGCAGCGGCAGCAAGGUGGCCAGCACUUUGGAUGUUUCACAAGUGACUUUCGUGGGCCCAGCGGACAAGUCGUCGUCGCCCAGGCACUCGAAGACACUUGGCAUCGCAGUCGAGCUGGGAGGGAAAUAUCUCAGCGUCCCAUCUAGCAAUAGUUGUUGUGCUUUUCAGACGGAAAACUCCAUUGCAAUGAAAGACAUGAAUUUGGCGAAAAGAGGGUCGACAGUGUCAAACUGAUAUUUAUUUUGUCAGGAGACAAGGCCACCAUUGAUUUUUUAAGCCUUUUAGCAGCUAAUUUGUCAAUGUUUGACUGCGUCGCAUCAAAUACUGCGUGGGGUUGUGAAUCUGAAAUUUAGAUAUGAUAUUCCGGACAGUCGGGCAAGUAAAUGGUGAAAAGUAAACUGGUAGUUGACCACGGAAACUUUUUGAUAAUCGACCAAUUGGACAGACGUUGAUAUUUCCACUCUUUUCAGUCAACUGGCAGAAAAAUCUCAAAACACGCCCCCUAUUGCCAAAUAUAUAGGUCUGGAACCUCCAACCUAUGAAUAUUCAAUGGUUGUCUUGUCUCUUUGGUAAGAAAAUUUAGCGAAUAAUAUCCAUCGUGAUGCAACAUUUGAAUUUGCGGAAAAUAGGUUCUACGAUGUCAAAAGUAUAUUUUCCUAAAUGAAGGAUUGAUUCCGUCGAACAGAUAGGCCUACUUGUUGUUUGGGAAAAUAAGGGUAGGCGAAGUCCUCCAUCUUCACCACCAAGGUUUCUGCAUCUUAUCAAGGUAUACCCCAGCUGUAUUUGUUAAAAGGGGAUAGACCAUGAGGUUUAAGGGAUGUCCUCAUAUUCCGGGAGACCAAAAUUCAGUCCGGUUCAAUUCCUAAUAUUGCCACCAGGUGGUUAAAACCGAAAACACAAAAAGUGAUAUAUUUCCCUAAUUGUACCACCAUUAAAAACAACGCGACUGAUGUUCCAUUCUGCUAAUUCUGUGAUAUUAGAAAGGUCAAGCCCGAGUGAAUGAUAUGUAAUAUAACCACUUCAUAGAUUGAAUUAUUGGUGUAAUAUAUAACUAUUUGUGCAA